GUUACAUUUGACGUUUCGUGAGUGACAACCACUCAGCAUAAUUAUUUGUUGUAUGGUUUUAUAAUAUUAACGGCCAUAAUGAGUGAAAUCGAAGUUGAAAAAACCGAGAGGGUUUACGGGGGUUGCGAGGGUCCGGAUGCCAUGUACGUAAAGCUGAUUUCGUCAGAUGGACACGAGUUUAUUGUAAAGAGGGAACACGCGCUUACUUCGGGCACUAUUAAGGCUAUGCUGAGUGGACCUGGACAAUUUGCUGAAAAUGAAGCUAAUGAAGUAAACUUUAGGGAAAUUCCAUCUCACGUAUUACAAAAAGUCUGUAUGUAUUUUACAUACAAAGUUAGAUAUACUAACAGUUCGACUGAAAUUCCGGAAUUUCCAAUUGCCCCGGAAAUCGCUUUGGAACUACUGAUGGCAGCUAAUUUCCUAGAUUGUUAAUUUAUUUACAUGGCAUAUUUUGAAAGGUGAUUCGUAUACCAAUUUCAAAAAAAAAAAAAAUACUAACAACUAGCACUAAGUCCCUUUGUGCUCUUAAAUAAUCAUUCAGUCAUAUUUAACUUAAGAUUAUUUAUUAGACACGCUUAUGAUAACAAAUACUAUAAUAACAGAAUAGGUGAAAAAUAUUUCGAGUCUCAUUUCCACAUUAUUUUUUUAAAGAAUAUUUAAAUAUUGAUUUUAUGAAUAGAACUUUGUAUGAGUAUACUUUGUGUGUAUAUAUAGGGUCAUAUCAUUUUUUUUUCAUAUUUUUUGCGUUAAAAAGGGUAAACAAAAAUUGUAGGCAAGUUUAACUGAAUAAAAUACUACUAGAAUAUUAA
Messenger RNA from Onthophagus taurus, 809 nucleotides. It is a transcript of the gene EloC, whose product is annotated as transcription elongation factor elongin C. Gene Ontology annotation, biological process: ubiquitin-dependent protein catabolic process. The record is from RefSeq and is a predicted model, not a curated record. Lineage: Eukaryota; Metazoa; Arthropoda; Insecta; Coleoptera; Scarabaeidae.